GCACAUUCCACGCUGCGAUUGCAAACACACCAACAACAUCACUGCAACCACCCAUGACGUCACAACCAUGCCAGCACGGACUGCUGCCACCAUUCCUCCACCCCAUCAACCCACCACCUUAUCAAUUGACAUCUCUAGUUAUCCAAGCACGCAGAAGUACACCGAACCUCAAGCAUAAACAAACUAAUGGCCCGACCAACCAUGGGCAAACUAUCCUUCGAGGCUUACCCCCUCCGACCCGUCCCCGGCGCCCCGGCCCCGCCUGUUGCGGCCCACCUUCCCGUCUUCAUCUACGGCACAGCCUGGAAAAAAGAGCACACGGCCGAUCUCGUCCAUCAGGCUAUCAGCAGUGGGUUUCGCGCCAUAGACACGGCGGCCCAGCCUAAGCAUUACCGUGAAGACCUGGUGGGCGAGGGUGUGCGUAGGGCGAUUCGGGAGGGGAUUGUGCGGAGAGAGGAUCUUCAUAUCCAAACCAAAUUCACCUCCGUCAACGGCCAAUCCCCCAACAACAUGCCCUACGACCCCUCAACAAGCAUCACCCAGCAAGUGCACGCCUCAAUCGCCUCCUCCCUACACAAUCUCCGCACCAACGACAGCACCCCCAAACCGCAAGGCAGCGACAAAGGAACUUCAGAAGACAGCUAUAUCGACGUCCUCCUGCUCCACUCCCCCCUCCCAACAAUGUCCCAAACACUCGAAGCCUGGACAGCAGCCGAAACAUACGUACCGCACCGCAUUCGCAACCUCGGCAUCUCAAACACAACACUUCCCAUCCUGCGGGAGCUCUCGUCGCUAGUCCGUGUUCCGCCCGCCGUCGUGCAGAACCGGUUCUACGUUGCGACGCAGUUUGACGUCCCGCUGCGUGAGUUCUGCCGCGAGCAGCGUGCGGGAAUCGUCUAUCAGAGCUUUUGGACGCUGACGGCUAAUCCGGAGUUGCUGCGGUCUAGGCCGGUUGGGGAGUUGGCGGAGUGGGCGGGUGUGAGUAGGGAGCAGGCGCUGUAUUGUUUGGUGCUGGGGUUGGGCCGCACGACUGUGCUGAACGGGACGACGGAUCGGGGCAGGAUGUGGGGGGAUUUGGCGGCUUUGGGGGCUGUGGAGAGGGUGGCCGGGGAGAAGCCCAAGGUCUGGGAAGAGGUGUUGGAGGAGUUUAGGGGGUUGGUUGGGGACAGUGUUGCUUUGUAG
Molecule: messenger RNA, 1182 nt
Organism: Aspergillus candidus
Lineage: Eukaryota; Fungi; Ascomycota; Eurotiomycetes; Eurotiales; Aspergillaceae
Product: putative aldo-keto reductase (AKR)
Exons: 2
Coding region: 187-1182 (331 amino acids)
Cellular component (GO): cytosol
Molecular function (GO): aldose reductase (NADPH) activity
Source: RefSeq, a predicted model, not a curated record